Molecule: messenger RNA, 2053 nt
Organism: Pseudomassariella vexata
Lineage: Eukaryota; Fungi; Ascomycota; Sordariomycetes; Amphisphaeriales; Pseudomassariaceae
Product: Ssl1-like-domain-containing protein
Exons: 2
Coding region: 353-1771 (472 amino acids)
Biological process (GO): DNA-templated transcription; regulation of transcription by RNA polymerase II; nucleotide-excision repair
Cellular component (GO): transcription factor TFIIH core complex; transcription factor TFIIH holo complex
Molecular function (GO): zinc ion binding
Source: RefSeq, a predicted model, not a curated record
GUCUCCCUUCACUUCAAUUCUUCAGUCACAAGCCAGCGAAAGCCCUCAGUUCUUGCAAAACUUUGAGCAGACGAUCAUACGGGAAGGAGGUCAAAACAAUUUGCUUCAACUGGGACACGGUCGAACUCAAGUGAUGCGAGGGCAGAAUCAGGACCGCUUGCCCGGCCUGCUAUCGCCAGCUCCCUCCACUUGAGCACUCUUCCCGACUGGUCUCCAAGGCAAGGGGCGAACUAGAUAGUCUCACCGUCUCAAUUAGAUCGACUGCUCUACCGAAUCAGUUCUCCCACGGGCACGACUUGACAGCUCUCGAAUCGCCGAACCCACGACCUUACGGCACCAAUCGCGAUCCGCCAUGGCCGACUCGGACGGCGAAUACCAGGCCGACGAUGGCUCCGACGCGGAAUUCGGUGCCCACCAGGUGUCCUCGAGCCACGACACACGCGGUCGCUCCCGCAAAGAUGGCGGAAAGGGAGGACGCAAGCCCGCAAAAGCAGCAUGGGAGGACAUACAACGGUCGUGGGACGCCGUGGUGGAGGGCGCCGACGGCACGCUCACGGGCGCCAUUGAGGGACUGGCCGAGGCGGAAAAGCGGACGCGACUGAUGAGGGACACGACGCCGCUUCAGCGAGGCAUCAUUCGCCAUCUGGUGCUUGUGCUCGACAUGUCCUUCUACAUGCUCGAGAAGGACCUGCUGCCAUCGCGCCACGAGUUGACCAUGGCCUACGCCUGCGAGUUUGUCCGCGAGUUCUUCGAACAGAAUCCCAUCUCUCAGCUGGCUAUUGUGGGUAUGCGCGAUGGUAUCGCCGUGCGCAUCAGCGACAUGGGUGGCAACCCGGCCGAGCACCUUGAGAGGUUGCAGGGCUGGGUCAAGCAGGAUCCAGAGGGAAACCCAAGUCUGCAGAAUGCCCUUGAGAUGUGCAGAGGUGCUUUAUUCCACACACCCUCCCACGGAACCCGAGAAGUGCUCAUCAUCUACGGUGCCAUGAUGUCAAGCGACCCGGGCGACAUCCACGAAACCAUCGUCUCCCUCAUCACUGACAAGAUCCGCGUGUCCAUCGUUGGGCUUGGAGCCCAAGUAGCCAUCUGCGCCGAGCUAUGCAAAAAGACCAAUGGCGGCGACGAGUCAGCCUACAACAUAGCCCAGCACGAAAACAACUUUCGCGACCUCAUGCUUGCCGUCACCACACCACCCGUGACGCGCACCAAAGAGCAGAGCAACGCCAGCCUGCUGAUGAUGGGCUUUCCAUCCCGGGUCCUGACAACGGGCAACACCAUCAACUUCUGCACCUGCCACAACCGCCCCACACGUGAGGGCUACAACUGCACCCGCUGCGGCUCCCACGUCUGCCGGCUUCCUGCCGAGUGUCCCGGCUGCGGACUGACCCUCAUCCUAUCCACCCACUUAGCGCGCUCAUACCACCACCUCUUUCCCCUGCGCAAUUGGGUCGAAGUGCCCUGGUCGCAAGCCCACUCGUCCGAGGCAUGCUACGCGUGUCUGACGCCUUUUCCGAAAAGGGAUAAUAACAAGAAAGGGAAAGAUAAGACAAAGGACCACACUAAACCGAAGGAGAAGGCCAAGGGGCUUAGCGAGUCGAGUCGGUAUGCCUGCGAGGUGUGCCGGAAUCACUUUUGCAUAGAUUGUGAUUUGUUUGCGCAUGAGGUGCUGCAUAAUUGUCCGGGAUGCCAGAGCGAUGCCCGGGGUAUGAGCACGGGUGAAGAAGCGGCUCACACGAAUGGGAAUACGGAUGGGGCGAUGGAGGUAGACUCAUGAGUUCGAAAUCUAAAUGACUACUUAGGUAGACGAACGACGAAGACACCGAUAUAUAAUUAACGGAGAGAGCGAGAGGGAGAGAGAGCGCUGACUGACUGUCAGUCCAGCUUUGAGUAAACAGAGCCAGGCCUGUUACUUUCAUCUUUCACAUUCUGGCUCUGUGAGUCAGUGAGAGCUGCUAGUUUGAUAGAACAGCUCUAAGUUAUGGUGAAAGAGACCAUUUUACCAAUCAAUGUUCGCAACGCUAUUAUAGAAAACAAAAUGGAGUCAUAAAUUGAUCAA